AUGAAGCUGAAUUUUAUAGCACGGCGGGUUUUGAUGUCAAACGCAUAUCUCAUGCCGUUGUCAAGAGGCCGCAUGUUUUCAAGUUCAUCAAUGUCUGCAGUUAAGAGAUGGGAAGGCGGUGUUUCAAUGAUUCAAGGUGCCUCCAGAGGCAUUGGCCUUGAAUUUGUUAGACAACUGUUAGAGAGAAACGACAAAGGCUACGUUGUUGCAACAUGUCGUAAUCCUAAUGGGGCAACGGGACUUUUGGAGUUGAAGAAUGAGUUUGCUGAACGCCUUGAUAUUCAUAGGUUGGAUCUUACAAUUGAAAGCACUAUGGAGGAAACAGCGAAGUGCUUAAGAGAGAAAUAUGGUUAUCUGAAUCUUCUUGUUAAUGCAUCAGGCAUUCUUUCAAUACCUGAUGUUCUGAAGCCAGAAACAACAUUGAGCAAAGUAGAGAGAUCAUCGUUGCUUCUUGCUUAUGAGAUCAAUGCUGUUGGUCCUGUUUUGGUUGUCAAGCACAUGUGGCCCUUGCUCAAGAUUGGAGGUGGCUCUGAGACAAAAAGAGAUUUUGCUAUUGUUGCCAACAUCAGUGCGAGGGUCGGAUCAAUUGGAGAUAAUCGUCUUGGUGGAUGGCAUUCAUAUCGGGCAUCUAAGACUGCACUUAAUCAGUUGACCAAGACUGUAUCGGUGGAAUUUGUACGCAAGAAAGAUCCAAUUAUAUGCAUUUUAUUGCAUCCUGGCACCGUAGAUACAGAUUUAUCUAGACCAUUUCAGGGAAAUGUUCCAGAAGGAAAGCUCUUCACCAAAGAGUUUUCAGUCCAGAAGCUAUUGAGCAUCAUUAAAAAUGCUAAGGGAUCGGACAAUGGCAAGUUUUUUGCCUGGGAUGGUCAAGAAAUUCUGUGGUGA
This is a messenger RNA of Fraxinus pennsylvanica, 885 nucleotides long. The record is from the annotation of a GenBank genome assembly. NCBI's taxonomy places the organism in Eukaryota, Viridiplantae, Streptophyta, Magnoliopsida, Lamiales, Oleaceae.